Messenger RNA from Paramisgurnus dabryanus, 3517 nucleotides. RefSeq lists its product as uncharacterized. The record is from RefSeq and is a predicted model, not a curated record. Lineage: Eukaryota; Metazoa; Chordata; Actinopteri; Cypriniformes; Cobitidae.
GAUGAUGAGCAGCUGAGGCAGUGGCUGAAGGCGACGCGUUAAACUUAAAAAGCUCACUCAAGCGCCUUUAUGUUUGUUUCUUACCAAUUUUAACGGACGGGAAGCCGACUGAGGAACACCCUUAUCCCAAGUAAUGGUUCGACUACAAUGUUCCGGUAACUUUAAACCACACCGGGUGUUGAAAAGGUGGCCAGUUUCAGAUGCAUUGAUGUUUAGUGAUGCAGUGGACAACUGUGAGGAUGAUACAAUCAACAUGUUCCUAAACUGUGAUGCAGAAACACAAUGGGAGGAUCCAUCCGUCUCUGACCACAACUACACUUUAAAAUCACAACUCAACCUGAAGCAACCUACAUCUGAUAUGGGAAAACAAUGGUGCAGUUUCUCGGACAGGGCUUAUCCUGGUCCCAGGCUAAAAUGCUUAUUUGAGCUACAAUAAUUUAAAAACACCUUGUACUGACAUACCUCAACAUAUAUAAGUGCCAUUGUUUUGUCACAAGAUGCGCACCAGUCUUGUUUUUUUGUAGGGUUUGUUUGUCCUAAAAAUGUCCUAAUAUAAUUAAGGCCUAGUCCUGUAAACCCUGUCCGAGAAACUGCUUCAAUGCUUCUGCUUCAUGUGUUGAGCUGGCACAAAUGUACAUAUCUAUGCUGAGAAACAACCAUCUUUGUCAGCUUUACACAGGGUUGAUAUUGCAUCCAUUACACAGUCGCCAAGCACUUUACCAGUACAUACACCAACAGCUUCCAGAUAUACGCUUGGGAUCAGCUCCUGAUGACUCUGAUAAAGCUGUGUCUUAAUUUAUUGCAGGGUGGUCUUGCUGAAAAGUUAGCUGUUUCUUAGUCCAUAGUUAUUUUUAUAAACCUUUACAAUGUGACCUGAUUUUACAUGUUGUAAAGUUACAUUAAACCUUCAUAUGUGAUCAGAUGUCAUGCAGUGAUAUUAAACCUUUACAAUGUGAUAUGAUGUUGUCAGGGUCCGAAAUUUUUUUUUUUUGGCUCACCUGCCACGGGGACUGGUAGAUGAAAAAAUCCACCAGCCAAGCAUAUUUUUUACCUGCCAGAAUAAUAAACAGCCUUUUUUUGUCACAUGUACAUUAAUUUCAUUUGCUGUAUUCAUGGCAGGGCUCGCAAAAUUUCAAAAUCCCUGGUAGCCUUUCGAGCAGGCACUCUAGCCCGAAAUGAAUGCAAGUAGCCCGAAUAAAAAAUACAUUACUUUUAAUGUAGAAUAUUAAGACAAAACAUCUAUCAAAACACAAAUAACACAUAUCAAUUUUCAGUACAUAUCAAUCAUCAGUACAAAUUUUCUUCUAACCGAAGUGAAAUAUCUAUACCCAUACAAAAAUGUAAUAUAUGGCCAUAUAUGUACAUAUAUUUUACAUAGUAUGACAUAUAUUUAUACAUAUAUUUGACUUAUCUGAGAACACAAUAUAUGCCUGCAACAUAUAUGUACAUUUAUAUGUCCAAACAUGUGAAAAAAAUAUUUGGUUUCAUCAAUAUAUGAUGCCAUGUAUCUGCAUAUAUUACACUAUAGUAUUGGUUUUUUGCAUAUAUGGACAACAUUAGUUAUAAAUAUGUGACAUGCAUAUUUGUUUUCAACAUAUCUAUACAUAUAUUUGACUUAUCUGAGAACACAAUAUAUGCCUACAACAUAUAUGAACAUUUAUAUGUCCAAACAUGUGAAAAAAAUAUUUGGUGUCAUCAAUAUAUGAUACCAUAUAUCUGCAUAUAUUACAGUAUAGUAUUGGUUUCUCGCAUAUAUGGACAACAUUAAUUAUAAAUAUGUGACAUAAAUAUUUGUUUUCCACAUAUUUAAUAAAUGUAUGUAAAUGUAAUGGUUUUGUUCUGUGUUUGCUUGUUUUCUGUGUAGGUUUGUAUUUUGGACUUUUAUUUUGAUUCUCUGCUCUGUUUGGACUUUUAUUUUGAAACUCAUCAUGCCAUGUCACGCUUCACACUUCCUGUUUGUUUCUGUAUAUAAGUCACUUCCUGUACACCUGUUCCCCGCUGUAUAUUACAUUCGUAUGCCCAGCCUGUUACCUGUUUUUGUGAUCUGUUACCUGUUUAUCUGUUUCUGCUACUCUGUAUCUGCCUGUUUUUGACUCACGCCUGUUUUAUUGGAUUUAUUGCCUGUUUGCCGCCUGUCUUGAUCUUUCGCCUGUUUGUUUGGAUUUAUGAUUGUGACUCUGCCUGCCUUGACCUCUCGCCUGUUAUUUGGAUUACGUGUAUUGGAUUUACCCUGUUUGGAUUUGGUUGCUGGCCCUUUAUUGGGAUUUUACAAAUAAACACCUUUUGCACAUGGAUUCACUUUUCACUCGCUUCAUUUAAAGCAUACGUUACAGAAUAUACAGCCGGACCGGAAUCCAGCAGAGGUUUGAAAAUUCCCACCAGCACCAUGACUCCAGCAGAUCAACUUGUUUGUCUCCGCCAGAACCACCGCCCCAUUGAGAACUAUGUAGAGGAUUUCUGUGAACUAUCAUAUCAGGUAAACUUCAAAGAUUCUUUUCUGAAAGACAUUUUUUAUUGUGGACUCGAUCGAGACAUUGCCCGUUCCAUGCCACUCCAUACACCACACUGGACCAUUGAGAUGUAUAUCGAUCACGCUCUUUUGUUGUGUGGUUCACCAUUCACUGUGGGUGUUGGGGAUGCACCUCCAGUGAAUACACACAACACGCCAAGCCCUGUUAUGCCUUUUUUGUCUAUGUCUGUUCCUAAAAUGGCCGCCACCAUGCCUGUUACUAAAAUGGCCGCCACCAUGCCUGUUGACAAAAUGGCCGCCAUCCUGCCUAAUCCCAAAAUGGCCGCCAUCCUGCCAAUUUCUGCACCUGUUUUUGAGAGAGCUACUGUCAUCCCAGCACCUGUGAUUGAGAGGGCCAUCGCCACCACCACACCUGCACCUGUCUAUGUGAGAGCAACCACAAUUUCUGCACCUGUUUUUGAGAGGGCUACUGUCAUCCCAGCACCUGUGAUUGAGAGGGCCAUCGUCACCACCACACCUGCACUGAUGAGGGCUAUUGUUCACCCUGAACCUAUCAUCAAGAUGGCCGCCCUGCCUGAAACAACCGCCACAGAGGUAUGCCUCAUUGACUGUGACAUUCUUGAAUUUGCCAUGGCCCUGUGGUGCGUUUGGUCUGCCUUCUGUUUGUUUGUUCCCGAGGUUCCUCAAGACCCUGAUUCUGAGCUGCCCGACUCCUCUGAGCUGCCCGACUCCUCUGAGCUGCCCGACUCCUCUGAGCUGCCCGACUCCUCUGAGCUGCCCGACUCCUCUGAGCUGCCCGACUCCUCUGACCUGCCCCAUGACCCGGGUCCAAGCCUGCCCCAUGACCCGGGUCCAAGCCUGCCCCAUGACCCAGGCCCGCAUCUGCCUUAUGUUCCGGGACCAUGCUGGCCCCACGACCCUGGACCAUCCUGGCCUCAUGACCCAGGACCUCUCAUGAACUGCCCUGCCAUUGCCAAGAGGCCCGCAUCUGCCUUAUGUUCCGGGACCAUGCUGGCCCCACGACCCUGGACCAUCCUGGCCUCAUGA